Molecule: messenger RNA, 749 nt
Organism: Arachis duranensis
Lineage: Eukaryota; Viridiplantae; Streptophyta; Magnoliopsida; Fabales; Fabaceae
Exons: 2
Coding region: 69-470 (133 amino acids)
Source: RefSeq, a predicted model, not a curated record
UCAAACCUUGAAGGAGAUAGAGCCAUUCAUCAGCGCUACUAAAAAGGAAGGAGCUUAUUGAGUUAUUGAUGGUUUCUUUUGCAAUCAGUUUCUCUCCGAACCUACUUCAUGGCCAUGGUACUUUGCAGGUCAAGUCUUGUUCUCAGUCGCAAACCAAGAAACGCUGUUUGAGAUGUCACACUCUCUACUCAGACCAAGACAAUUCCCCAAUUUCUUGCUCCUUCCACGGCCACAUCAACGGGGAGAAGGGUCUGUUUUCGUUGGCGCCACCGCACCAAGGAAUAGAUGGGGAAUGGAGCGAUAAAUCUGGAGUUAUAGUUUACAAAUGGAAUGACAAAGAUAACAGACCAAACACUGGCCGCGCCAAUUGGAAGAGAAGAUGGAGCUGUUGUGCUGAGUAUGAUGAGAAUUCACCCCCUUGUAGACUCGGUUGGCAUGUUUCUUAUGAUGACGGUGAAACUCUCUAUUAGUUAACCAACUUGGUCGAGUGUUUAUAAGAUGAGAGACUCGUCAACUUAAUACCUUAAGAUUUUGAGUUGGAUAUGGUGUAUGUGGCCCAACAGUAGUCUUUUCUGUUAGCUUAGCUAUCAUUACAGUUUUCAUCUCUUCUUUCAGUUGGUUUAUUACUUGUUUCAUGGCUAAAAGAUACAAAGGUUUGAGAAGAUUUGGAUUUUGGAUCGUCAAGUGUAUAGUUGAUGUUGAAUUCGAGAUGUCUUGUUAACAAUCCUUUAACCAAUUAACCUUGAGAC